AUGGAAGAAACCACCACGAAUAAGCAGACAACGCCUCAGAAGGAAGAGGCUGACAUAAACCCGUUAGAUGAAACGAUCCAAGUUCGAUCCAUGUGCAUCAAUUGCGAGAAAGAGGGAAUAAAUAAGAUAGCAAAGUUGCACAUCCCGUACUUCAAAAAUGUAUUAAUACAUUCCUUUGAGUGCGGAUUCUGUAACUACAGAAAUAAUGUUAUACAAGAUUUAAACACGAUAAAGGAGAAGGGAGUAAAAAUAAUUUUUAAAAUUAGCCAACGUGAACAUAUGGAUAGACAACUGAUUAAGUCUGAGUAUGGAGUGUUGAAGAUUCCACAAAUUGACUUUGAAAUUCCAAAGGAUACGCAAAAGGGUUCCAUUAAUACUAUUGAGGGUUUUUUGCAGACUGCCCUGAGUAACCUCACUGAGUACCUCAGAAAUUUGAAGCACAUGUAUUGUGAGGCUAAUGGGCUGCCAGAAGGGGCACCCAUCGAGGGGGCGCAGUCGCAGUCAAGCCAAGGCUCCAAUGGGGAACAUGCCGCAUAUGCGCAUAACGUGGAAGGAGAAAUUACCAAUAAGCCUGGAGGUGGUCAGGACGCACGUGCAACGGACCAAACGCCUCAGGGGGAUAAAUCUGCUGAUACUAAUCUGCAGGGCCAACAAAUGACCAUAGAAAGUUACAUAAAGCUAAUCGAGUCCACAGUUCAUAAAUUGUCCACCUAUGUGGUAUCGAAGGAUCCGAUUUUCACCAUCGAAAUUGUUGACCCGUCAGGACUCAGCUCCCUGGAGCACUACGAUGAAGAUCUGCAAAAAGGCAUUGUCACGGUGGAGCAUUACAAACGAAGCAAACAGGAGUUAAACGAAAUGGGCUUUUAUGAGGAAGACUUUGACAGUAAAAAUGAGGGAGUUAGUUUGUGUCCAAAUGGGGACAAAGAAAAGGAAGACCAUGUAGUGGAAAAAGUCAAGAAGGAAAACUUUGAUUUUAUUAAGAAGUAUGUCCACAUGAAUGACGCUGCGGGUAGUAGCAGUGUGAAUGGCCACACCACCGUGCGGUACGAAAAUAUAAGCCAAGAGGAGGAGGGGAAGUUAAUAGAGUCGUUCACAUCCAAUUGCCCCUGCUGCAACUACAUGGGCUCCAACAACUUCUGCGAAAUUAAUAUACCAGGUUUUAAAAAGUGCCUAAUUAUGUCCUAUGUGUGCGCCAACUGCAACUUCAAAACGAGCGAAAUUAAGAGCAGCGGGGAGAUCAAUCCGAAGGGGAAGAAAAUUACCCUCACUGUAAGAAGUAAAAACGACUUAAAUCGAUUCGUAAUAAAGUCAGAAACGGCAUCUAUUCACAUCCCCAUUGUGGAUCUCACGUCGGAUUACGGAACUCUCGGUGGUACUCUCACCACUAUUGAAGGGUUGAUUCUGAAAAUAAUCGAAUCGCUGGAGGAUAAAUUUAAGUUCCUACUUGGGGAUUCUAGCACGAACACACACGGGCACAACCAGGGGGGCGAGCAAACAAACGAUAAUGCACUUCCGGGAAGCCAAAAAAAUAAUGACGCAUCGGUCACAAGUAAAAUAAAAACCCUAAUUGCCAACUUGUACAAGUUAUGCAAAACGGAAGAAUUGUGCCCGUUCGAUCUUGUGAUUGACGAUAUUGCAUCGAACAGCUACAUAUCAAGUGAUGACAUUACGAACGAUGAAAAUUUAAAAGAAGAAGAAUACGAAAGAACGUUUGAGCAAAAUGACCAUUUAGGCCUCACAUCAAUGAACACGGAAAAUUACUGA
This is a messenger RNA of Plasmodium coatneyi, 1764 nucleotides long. Its product is annotated as Zinc finger protein. Gene Ontology annotation, molecular function: zinc ion binding. NCBI's taxonomy places the organism in Eukaryota, Apicomplexa, Aconoidasida, Haemosporida, Plasmodiidae. The coding region runs from base 1 to 1764 and encodes 587 amino acids. The transcript has a single exon. The record is from RefSeq and is a predicted model, not a curated record. Gene Ontology annotation, cellular component: cytoplasm; nucleus.